Messenger RNA from Heterobilharzia americana, 387 nucleotides. Lineage: Eukaryota; Metazoa; Platyhelminthes; Trematoda; Strigeidida; Schistosomatidae. The record is from the annotation of a GenBank genome assembly.
AUGCAUCUAGAUACCUUUGCAAGUAAAGUUGCUGCUGUCGGUGAUCAAUAUGCAGAUUCAUCUAUUGGCAACGUUACUGGAAGUAAUGCUGUUAAUGUAUUCUUGGGCAUUGGCCUAGGUUGGAGUAUAGCAGCUAUCUAUCAUGCUAUCAAAGGGACACCCUUUCUAGUUCAACCAGGAUCAUUAGGCUUCUCUGUAACAGUGUUCUGUAUAUUCGGUUUAGUUGCUAUCGCGUUAAUAUUGUUCAGACGGAAAAAAUCAAUUGGCGGUGAAUUAGGAGGUCCAAAAUUAGCUAAAUACACUUCAGCCGUGUUUUUAUUCUUCUUAUGGUUUCUUUAUAUCCUUUUAGCUGGUUUAGAAAAUUACUGUAUUAUCGAAGGCUUUUAA